Monopterus albus (swamp eel) is the source of this 2830-nucleotide messenger RNA. It is a transcript of the gene misp, whose product is annotated as mitotic spindle positioning. The coding region runs from base 125 to 2401 and encodes 758 amino acids. The record is from RefSeq and is a predicted model, not a curated record. The transcript has 6 exons. NCBI's taxonomy places the organism in Eukaryota, Metazoa, Chordata, Actinopteri, Synbranchiformes, Synbranchidae.
GGAAACUGAUCUGAGAAACCUCAGAUUUACUCUCAGAGGCUCUCAGCUCAUCAGCAGGACUACGCAGCACUGGUACACAGAACCUCUGCCUUCUCCUGCCAGUCCCACAGUGUCCCCUGCAGCCAUGGAUAGCACCCCAAGGAGGUGGGUGCUGAAGCCUCUGUCCCCCCUCCUGCAACCCUCGGACCUGCGCACCAUCACCGCUCCAGCCCGGAGUGAAGCCCCCGGCCUGGACAAGCCGAUCUUUAGCGCCAACAUCUCUGUCACUUGUAACCAUUCCUUGGUGGUAGUCUCUUCCCAGCAGGGGGAUGGGUCCCAGGGUGUGGUGGUUCAGGCCCAGCAGGUCGAGGUGUCACAGGAUGAGAGGAGUACAAGUGACGAGUGGCAUCCCAGCAGCCCCAGCAACCCCAGCAGUCCCAGCAGCAGUCUGGGGUCUCACAGCGGCUUUUACUCCUUUGUGGAGGAUCCUGCAAGUCCCGAGGCUGAGUUGAAUGAAGCCUGGAUGGUCUCACCACAGCGGCAGGCUCAGCUAGCAACUCUGAAGGAGAAGAAAAGUUUCAAACUUCAGACCUACACGAGCAGCAAGAAACCAGAGAGUCUGUUCUCUGAGAACAAUGAAGACACUCAGUACAAAGUGGAUCCAAAGAACAGCAUCAAAUUGGUCGGUGAGGAAGAGGAAAAGCAUCUUCGCAAGGAGAUCAUCCGCAGCCAAGCACCAAAGAAGAAUCCAACAUUCAAAGAUCAGUUGAGUGCCCUGGAGAAUCUGGAUCUGACCAGAUCUACAAACAGAAUGAUAGAAGGUUUCAGUGUGAGCUACAGCCCUGUCAGCUCCAUAGCAGAGCCUCCCCACCCUGCUGAUCCUGGGACAAUUGACAAGGAGCAGAUCAACUUUAGUGCUGCGCGACAACAAUUCCUGAAGAUGGAGCAGGACCGGUUGAUGGCACUUGUCAGUCCUAUAUAUUCCUCAAAAACACACCUGAAUACGUCACUACAGGCUGACCCUGAUAUGUCCUCUUCAAGGCAGGUGGAGAUAUGCAGCAGCAUGAAGAUGAGUGAAGACAUGACUCAUUUUAAACUGUCAGAAGAAGAGAAAAAGGUGACAGUGUGCCGAACUGAGGAAAGUCUGAGCCGACAAAGCAGUGUGUUUGAUGACCUGGACUCUGGCCUGGAGGAGCUGUCGGUGGAGAGGAGUGGUGGCUACAGCAGCAAUGAAGGCAUGUUAAGGAACAACACUCAGCAAGAUAACAGGAGCAAUAACUCCACAAGCUACUAUGAAACCCCGAUUGAAAGGGAGAUCCGAUUAGUUCAGGAACGUGAGGAGAACCUGCGACGGUCUCGAGGCCUGAAGCACAGUGAUGGCAGGUUGGAGAUGGUUGAGAUCAACACCAAACGUUCACAGAUACCACUUAUGCCCAUUAAGGCCAAAGAGAAGAACCGAGUGAGCUUCAUCAUCCAGCAAGAGAUUCAGAAGGAGAAGCAGAGGAAGGAGGAACCUCAGCAGCAGGGAGGAGGGACCCUGGGACAAUACAACCAAGAUGCUCCACAAGAGCUGGCAGACAUAAAGAAGACAUUUGACCAACAAGGUGAGGAUGGGAGGACAGAAGAAAGACCUCUGUCUGAGUCUGGAGAGGCAGAAGUCUUCUUGUCUCCUCAUCAACACCCUGAGGAAACCAAGUUGUACUUCAGUCAGAUGAGUUCAGCUCCCUCUUCCUUCACAGCGAUGGACUUAGAGGUCCAGGACAUGAGAAGUUUACACCAGGAUCAAAGGAUCUCAUCCUCUCACCCCUCCUCCUCUUCCAUCUCUCUCUCCCUGGCACCCCAGGCAAAAACAACCUUGACCACAUCUUGGUCGUGGAAGGAGAACCUGGAGUCCGCUGGUUUGCAGUCCAGAGGACCAGGAGCCCCAGACUUCAUCGAGAAGGAGAUAGAGGAUGCUCUGAGACGGGAGCAGGAGCUGAGGGAGCUGAGGGAGUCCAGGGAGGAAACCAAGCACCAGUGCUUCUCUCCAGCUCCUCUGGUGGAGCAGGCAAGCAAGACAGCUGUCAGGGAGUUCUACCCAGCUGUAAAAACAGACAAACCUAUCAGUCUGUCCUUGUCCUCCCCUCGUCCCUUCAUCCAUCUGCCCUCCGUCUCCUUUAACACUGCUCAGCCUGGGACCCCCUCCUCUCCGGCGCUGUUCCAGUCAGCCCCACCUCCGGUCAGAGGUCUAACAGAGACCCUGCUCCAGGACUUUAAGGACAGACAUAUCAAAGUGAAGCUGGAGGAGAACUCAUAUGCAGGAAUCCAACCGAUUGAUGAUGUGAACAACGAGGUUGUGGAGUCAACUCGAGUGUUUAGACAUAAAAACCAGCGAGCUCUGCGCUGGGAGGCCGGAGUGUUUGCCAACCAGCAGGACCAGUGAGACCAGCACAGCCAACUUAAGCUCCAGAUCCAGGGCGCAGAUCUGAAGGAGGGAGAAACUGUACAUCCCGAGGAGCCAGUUUGUUUAGCAGCAACUUUAAAAUGGUUUUAAACUAGAAUGCUCUUACAUAAAAGGCUGCUCCCGAAUGGUCCGUUCAGAUGACAUCUCCUUAUUCAGAGAAUAAAGAUUAAACUGAGAGAAACAGCAGUUUGUUGAUGUGAAGGAGGUCUUAGCGAGAGUUUUCUUAUUGUUUUCAUGAUUCUGAACUGAUCUAGCAUCUUAAAGUGACACAGAGAAUAAAAAUGAUUUCUCAGACUGCCCUGCUCUGUGUUUGAAUAUGGUAAUAACAGACCACCGACAGGACUGAAACAGGAAUUGUUUAUACUAAAUACUGAUAAAAUAAAGUUCACAAUAAAACAAACCAAACAA